CUCGUUUUAUCACCCCAACAUUUCAGGACUAUCUGUACGUCGUGCGCCUGUCACUGCAGGCAUCUUGCGAGCCUUGUCAUCUCAAGGAAGCUAGCCUUCGCAUGAAGCUUUGUGGCGAAAAGAUACGCAGCUGUCGCGCUGCCAACUUCGCCCCCGCUUAGUACCGUCUGCAGUGAUCACUGCCCAAACAUCCUGGAUAACGACCUGACCUGACCUGACGUGUAUGGUCUCAUUCUGUUUCGACUGUUUCGCUGGAUCCCUACCUAUCGCCUGUCCCAUUCUCUCACCCCCGAUGUCUUUGCCACUGUUACUCGUUUUGUCUGUGUAAUUUGCAUGAGCCAGAAAGAUGGCAAGAGUCAAACAGAAGACGCGUAAGCAGGCCCCUUCAGGAGGAGCUUCUACUCGAGGCGCUCAGGUUGCAAAAGAAAGACAUAAACAUACGGUUGUCGUCGAAGGAACGUCCAAGGAACAAAAUAAGCUACGAAGCGUGGUAAGACUGGCAAGCUGUCUCCCUCGAGGUACUACUUACCUGGACCGCCAGAUCACCUUUCGUGCGGACCCUCCGCAAGGGUACACUUUCAUUCCAGCUGGCAAUCCGGAGCUUACGGCGGCGUUGAAAGAAUUUGCUCGUCGUGGGGACCACAAAAUAUAUGCUGUAACUACCACACCUCAUGCCGCAAGACAUGAGCUCUCUAGGGAAGUACACCGUAUUGGCUUUCAUUUUCCAACCAGUGUUGUCGCCCAAGUGUGUUCUCAUUAUGGUAUUCGCCUUACCGCUGGUGGUAAGGUCAUCGAUGAUUCCAAGGAUGACAAAUUAUUGUUUCAGUCAGUCUAUCAAAAUGGCCAACGUCCCAAAGAAGAACCCAAGGAUCAGAUUACAAUAAACACCGAAGCCAAGCAGACCAUCAAAGACUUAUUUCCCAAAAUGCCAGACAAUGAUCUAUUUCAGAUCAUUAAGACAGCAUUCCAGUUGGGGGAUAACAAGGUUGGCACUGCGGACGAGAUCCCUCUAAUUCGUAGAGCGCAGCUAUCUGUUGUGGCUCAUAUUAGGCACGUAUACACAGACUAUGACAAGUUGUUGAGGCGAUGUCCCUACAACGAGGCUCGACACGCUGUGGAGAAAGACACGCUCGCGAAAUUGAUCGAAUGGCGGGGAGAUGACGAAGUAGAGGAUGAGGCCACUCAACGUGCUGCUGAUGACCUCCUCCGGGAGGUUAUCGUCAUUUCUGACGAGGAAGACGAUGAGACCGAUACUGACGAUAUCCAAAUUAUUCAAGACAAUGUUAAGGUUGAGGAGUUGCCGAGUACCGCAUAUGGUCCGGCCGUUGGCAGACCUCUUUCGCCUUACCAUACCCAUUCUGGCGAGAUGACAAGCCACAGCUAUCAAGCACUGCCAAGGGUAAUACAUCGUUAUAAGCCCAGCGACGAUACUAUUGCCCAGCGUGACCGCAGCCGUUAUGCUGUCUGGGAUCAGGCCAGGCGCGAGUAUCGUGCCGGCAUGAGUCGACAGCCGGUCACUGUUCUUGAGAGAAUCUAUGAGCCGGCUGACGUCGCACCAAAACGUGUCCUCGUGCCACUCGACUCUCCAGCACAUUCUUCUACACAAGUUGUCUAUUCCCGACCUCCCCCUGCUCCAAUGAACACUUUCGACUACGAGCCCCGUCACAUCAGCCAGCCAAGUCCACGAUCUUAUAUCAGAGAUGCCAACGGUGUUUUGUAUGAACGACUCGAUGAUGAUCGUCCGCGUGAAAGAGUCCCCGAACCAAGUCGACAUGUCGAGAACGUUCCUUGGACUAUUCUAGCUCCCGAAAAUAGGGUCAGAACGCGACCUCCUUCACCUCAACGGAGGGUUUAUCCUACCCACCGUCAAGAAGACGAAUUCGACAGCGGCAGAGGCUCUAUACUUGAGUCGAUUGAAGGCCCGCAGGGACCAUAUUCACCCGCAGCCAUGCGGUCAAAGCAAAGCGGAGGGUACCCAGCACCACAUGAUCCUGCUCUAACACGAGAAAACGGCCUCAGCUAUCGUGGUGUGCCCGCAAUAAAUCGCCCCGACGAUGAUGUUCGAGUGGUGAAGCGGAUUCGCUUGGAAGAUUUCCCGUCGCCAUCUGAAGCCCGGUAUGUGAGGAGAGGAUCGCCUGUCACUUACCGCGAGCGCGUUCAUGUGCCGCAAAAUUCACGUGCUAUUGAAUAUGAUAACCAGCGUUCGACCUCUACACUACGACCAGCUGUAUCAUUGGAACCAAGAAGAUACGCGCAGAGCGUCUCCGAAAUUAAUCGUGCUGCAUAUGCUGGUGCAGGAGCUAUUCGAAAUACAGAGUCUAUGUUUGAGCCCAGAGAGCCUCCAAAAACACGGCCACAGCCACCCACAUAUGCCCAAGAGCACAUACGGUACUUGAUACCGGAGCCGAGCGUGCAUCGCCGAGGUAUCGCGGAUGAACGUUCGACUGUUGUUAGUCGCGUGUAUGAGCCUCUUGACGGUCAGGUCUAUGACAGUCAAACCUUGAUUGAUCGACCAGUUGCCUCUCGUGAGAUACAUGUGCAACCACCUCGGCGUGUGUAUGAAUAUGAUGAUAGGGUGCCCGGCAAUUCUCGUCCAUAUAUCGACCUGACUAAAUGAUUACCUAUUGCGUCAACAUGAGUUGAUCAGCCUCCUUCCAUUGAGCUUGUGGCUCUUUUCUUAUGCUUGAGAAGGCCCAUGUUGACUUCGUACCAAGGUCAACACUGUACAGUCACGAAAUCGACACCAAUAAUUCGCCACGAACCUUGUCCGAACAUCAACAUCGGCAUUCUCGUUCAGGAUAUCCAGCAUGUCUUCACGCGCAUGAAAUUUCUUUCCUUUUCCUUCAUUGCCAGCAUGGGUGACCCUGAGAGUUUUAUUGAGCGGCAUAGUUAAUGCAUUGCGGCGGUGUUCCAGAGAUCAUGAACCACUUCCGAAAGAGUUCAGCUUGGCAUGCUGCCGUUGUUCACGACCUUGAAUUGUUUCUAUGAUACCCUGUUUACGAAGGAUGGCGCACGACAUCACCAUGGUUUCCCGAAGGUCUCAGAACUUGGGUAAUUGCAUGGCUGAUAAGAGAAAGACGGUAUGUGCCGAAAACAGGACUGUUUUCCUGCACCGAGCCAUGAUUGAACCUUGCUACAAGACGAGGAGUUGUGAAGUAGUAAGAACACAAUAACAAUGACUGUCCUUCCAUGUCGAUGAUUUCAGAUUGGAAAUGCGCUUGCUAUAGUAUAUGUUGAGAUCUUGUG
Messenger RNA from Exophiala oligosperma, 3246 nucleotides. RefSeq lists its product as uncharacterized. The transcript has 4 exons. The record is from RefSeq and is a predicted model, not a curated record. Bases 347 to 2617 code for a protein of 756 amino acids. Lineage: Eukaryota; Fungi; Ascomycota; Eurotiomycetes; Chaetothyriales; Herpotrichiellaceae.